Molecule: messenger RNA, 606 nt
Organism: Aspergillus melleus
Lineage: Eukaryota; Fungi; Ascomycota; Eurotiomycetes; Eurotiales; Aspergillaceae
Gene: arfA
Product: putative ADP-ribosylation factor
Exons: 3
Coding region: 1-606 (201 amino acids)
Biological process (GO): vesicle-mediated transport; intracellular protein transport
Cellular component (GO): cytoplasm; plasma membrane
Molecular function (GO): GTP binding; GTPase activity
Source: RefSeq, a predicted model, not a curated record
AUGGGUCUCACUUUCUCGAAGCUGUUCGACCGACUAUGGGGCCGCAAGGAGAUGCGUAUUCUGAUGGUCGGUCUCGACGCUGCCGGAAAGACCACCAUUCUGUACAAGCUGAAGUUGGGUGAAAUCGUCACCACCAUCCCCACAAUCGGUUUCAACGUCGAGACCGUUGAAUACAAGAACAUUCAGUUUACCGUGUGGGAUGUCGGUGGUCAGGACAAGAUCCGUCCUCUCUGGAGACACUACUUCCAGAACACUCAGGGUAUUAUCUUCGUUGUCGACAGCAACGAUCGUGACCGUAUCGUCGAGGCUCGGGAGGAGUUGCAGCGCAUGCUGAACGAAGAUGAGCUCCGUGAUGCUCUGCUCCUUGUUUUCGCCAACAAGCAAGAUUUGCCCAACGCUAUGAGCCCUGCCGAAAUCACCCAGCAGCUGGGUCUGCAAAGUCUCACUCGCCGUCCUUGGGUAAGUUGUCCGUCUUUUUGGUUGUCUCUGGCCGAUCGGCUAACGUUGCGUCAGUACAUCCAAUCCACCUGCGCCACCACCGGAGAUGGUCUGUACGAAGGUCUGGAGUGGCUCGCCGAAACCCUGCGGAAGGUCAACCGCGACUAA